UCCUCCGUCCCCGGCCAGACAAAGCAGACGCUCAUAAUAACCUUAUCUGCAGUAAUUGGAAUUGAGAGAUUUUUGCUCCUGCCUCCCGUCAGCCCUCCGGGCGCAUGCGCAGUGGGGAGUGUACUGGUCAGCGAGAGAAGCAGCUGUUCGGGGCUGGUGAAAUUCCAACAUGGCAGUGGCUGUGGUCAGUGUUUCCUGCGUUGACUUGGGAUGGUUUCAGCUCGCCUGCAGCCCGUCUUAACCUCGGCGCGACGUCUGUCAGCAGAACUUCUCCUCGGGAUCGAUGCGACCCUGAACCCCCGCGUGAGAGGUCGACCUGUGGCUAAAAAAACAGCACGUCAUGAUCAGCAGCAGCAGCGUCUAUGGCUUAAAGAUGCAGUGGACCCCCGAGCACAGCCAGUGGGCCGAACAGCACUUUGACAUCUCCUCCACCACGCGCUCUCCAGCCCACAAGGCUGAGGCCUACAGGGCAGUCCCCGGGCACCUGCAGCGGUCGGCAGCCUACCAGUACGCCUGGGCUAAUGAUGACAUCUCAGCGCUCACAGCAUCCAACUUGCUUAAGAAGUAUGCAGAGAAGUACUCUGGUAUUCUGGAGAUGCCAGUCUCCUAUCCUGAGGCAUCUGCGGUGCCAGGACUGAUGAACGGACGAAAAGGUGAAUCCGAGCCAUGGCAGGAUGGUGUCUAUCCCAUGAGCUGCAUUCCGGAGGGUGUCUCUGUCAGAAAGGGAGGGGUGGCUGCAGCCCCUGAGGUGGUGGCCGGUAUGUGUAGCUCCCCUGGUCUUGCCUCCAGCACUCUGAGUGAACCCAGUUACUCCAGCAGCAGCUGUGGGAGUCACACUGCCACCGCCCUCCAUUCCUCCUCCAUGGCCUCUCAGGAAUACGGAGCAGCAUAUAGCGGCUCCUACCUGCACAGUAGUUACAGUUCGCAGUCUGCUCCCACCCCAGCACUUCCCUCCCCACUGCACAGCUCGGGUCUUCUGCAGCCACCUCCACCUUCUCACCCCACUUUGGUCCCAGCUUACAACGGAGGCUCCCCCAACUUGUCUAGUUAUAAUUACCCCCCAGCAGGCUACCCAGCUCAGAGCUCAGUCGGGCCAGGAUAUAGCCCUGGGGGAGCCCCCCCUCCGUCGUCAUAUUUGCCCUCAGGCAUUGCUGCACCUACACCUCUUCCCCCAUCUUCCACUUUGCCUGGCUACCCGUACCAGAACCACAACCUGACCCCAAUUGCCCCGACACCGCUCAACAGUAGCUCCUCUAACUCGCUGAAAAGAAAAGCUUUCUACAUGUCAGGCCAAGGAGAAAUGGACUCCUCGUAUGGCAACUUUGGCUACGGCCAAACACGCAGCUCAGCAGAGAGCCCGAUGUACAGGGUAGCAGACAGCAGCAGUGCGAACAGGGGCUCCAACAGUGCCAGCGGUGGAGGAUUUGACAGGAGUGCCGAAAAGUCGUCUUUGUCAUUCAAUCCUCAGAAACAGUCAUCUGUGCCCUCCGAGCAGCAGCAGCAGCAGCAACAGCAAAGGAAGUAUAGCAGCCAGGCAACCAGUGGGCCACUUACUCCUCCAUCAUACGUCUCGUCUAGCCUGGGGGGCUCUCGCUCUGCGGACUCUCUUGCCAGCUUCACGUCACCCUCCCUCAGCGAUCAAGGCACUGAGGAUCACCGUCUCCACCUCUCCCACACAACACCAGGGGCUACCUCCUCCUCAUCCACAUCUUCCUCCCGACAUGCCGAAGAGCAGCUGAAAACUAGUGACCCUCACCUGCUAGACAUGGUUACCUCUGAAAUUGUUCAGCAGGGCCCCCCAGUGGAUUGGAGUGAUAUCGCGGGCUUAGAGCUUGCCAAAGCAACCUUAAAGGAAGAGGUUCUCUGGCCAAUUCUCCGUCCAGACAUGUUCAGCAGUUUAGGACCGGCCCCGCGGUGCGUGCUCUUGUUUGGACCACAGGGUAGUGGAAGGACGUUGCUUGGCCGCUGCCUGGCCAGUCAACUGGGGGCACCCUUCCUGCAGCUAAGUGGAUCCACUUUGGCCACCAAGUGGCUGGCAGAUGGCGAGAAAAUUAUCCGAGGAUCUUUUCUUGUGGCACGCUGUCGGCAGCCGUCCGUGUUAUUCAUAAGUGAGGUAGACAUGUUGCUCUCGGCGCAUCUUACCGACGAAAGUCCCAUCAACCGACUAAAGGGUGAGCUGCUUUCCCAGCUGGACUCUCUUCUAAUGGCUUCUGGGGAGGAAGGGAUCAACCAAGUGUUGGUGGUGUGUUCCACAAGCCGACCGCAGGACAUGGACGAAGGCUUGCGCAGGUACUUCUCGCGAAGAGUCCUUGUGACUUUGCCGGACAGUGCGGCACGACACCAGAUCGUGAACCAGCUUUUGGCCCAAUCGCAACACAAAUACUGCAUGAGCGAAGAGGAGCUUGCUCUUCUGGUCCAACACACUGAGGGCUUUUCUGGUCUUGACCUGGCUAGACUCUGUCAGGAGGCCCUUGUGGGUCUCUUACAUGUAUCUGCACAGGGCAUGGACAUGACUGGAAUGAUGCCCCGGGGACAGAUCCGGCCCCUCACCUACCAGGACUUUGAGGGUGUCUUUUGUAAAUUCCAGCCGAGUAUAUCACAGAAAGAGAUUGACAUGUACACUGAGUGGAACAAAAUGUUUGGCUGUAGCCAGUGAAGAAAUGGAUUCCAAACCAGGAAAUAAAAAAGGUGUCCCAAUUCCCACCCGCCCCCCAACUUGCCCAGGGUAGGAGUGUUGUUGAGUUCCUACUGACAGGGUUUAGAUGCACCACGACACCUGGUUUCAGGAGACAACUGACACGUUUUGCUGUUCAAAAGCAACAUUUGAAUCAAUUUAAAAGUGAUGAUGAUGAAAGUCAGACAUUGUUUACACAUUGCAAGACGGUUCGCUUUGGAAUAGACAGCUGAGUGUCUGUGUACAUAUCACCAUCUUCCUGAGAUUUAUUAUUUGGCUAACCAAGUGCCUGAAGUGGUGCUUUCUUAGUUUCUCCUCCAUUCGCCUCACAAUCUGCAUAAUGUGGCAUGAGCUGAUGAUGAUUAUAAGCUUCCAUCUGCAAGUCUAAAAACAAAGAUGUGCUCUGUGUGGCUGGAUGUGAUUGUCUUGCUCAAAGGCAGGGCAGCAGUAGUCUGGCCCCUUCUUCUUCUCAACCGUACGUCUGAACAGAAAGGUAAAACACACAAGCUCAGGAAUGCUUUGCGAAUUGUACAGUACCUCAAGAAGCACCAAGACCUGAGAGAGAACCGAAGGAAGUUUGACGUCCGUCUGAGCAGUAUUAGUUGUACCCCGAUGAAUGUACUACAGUCGUCGUGUUCCCCAAGUGCGGAACCUGACCACUGCUAAAGUCACCACCUUAUCUCUUCUGAUGUUUUUGUGCCUCAGUGACCCUAAAAUGAGUUCAUUUUGAAGACGGUUAAGUUUUGCUUGCAAGGGUUUGUUCAGCCACAGGACAGAAAUCAAACAUGUAACCAAGACAACACUCCAUGACGCUGUUAAUACACAGACUGGAGGACGACAUUCAUGAAUAUUAAAUUAUUCUUCAACCACAUGGUACCAGGAAAACUUUCCUUAUAUGAGAAGCAUUUUAUUUGUGAUAAAUCAAUAUGUUCAACAUUUAUCAUUUACCCAUGAGGUCAACAUCAACUGCGUACCUUCUUGUCUGCUGAUAAAGAUUUUACCGUGAAGUAUUUGGAAGAAAAUCUGAUCUAGUACAUUACAUUUUCAUGUAAUACAUUUGAAACUCUUCCUUUCUGCUGUUCUACUUUCACACCCCCUGUGUCACAAGGAUUUUUUGAGACAUUGAACCAUGCUAUUGAUUUAAACCUUCAACUCGGUCCUCAAAGUGCCAGAAUGGUGCAGGUUUUUGUUCCAACCCAUCACGUACUCACUGUGUCUGAAGAUGGUAAUCUGUCCAUUGUCAGUCUGGAGCUGCUUGUUUCAGCUCACACCCGAUUUGUUAACUGAUGUUUCCAUAACUGGUUAGAAGAAAACCCCUCCACCUGGCCCUUUGAACUCCUAGUUGAAGACCCCUGAUGUGAGAAUGCCAUGGAUUCCUGUUGGUCCAUCUGAUCUUCAGUGAUCGCUGAACGUUUAGGGAUGAACGGCAAGCUCUGCUAGCUUGGGCACUAGUUAGCAUGUUAGGGUACCAUGCUUUGAGCUUGGUCAUCUUUCACAGAUGUGGAGUAGAGCAACUUCUUCUCUGCACGUCAUCCUCUUAAUUUGUAAUCUGCUGACUUAAAAGGUUGAGUACUGUGGUGUGAUGUGUCUAAGUCUUUAGACCUUUCCUCCACACACGAUUCACUGUUGGAAUGAAUAAGUGGCUUCCACUCUUCUUUAUUCCAGUCAACUGAAUGAAUUCCGAGACAUCUGAGCAGAACUGCACCAGUAUUUGUCAGUAACUGUCAUACUUGGAAAGAUCCCAUGUUGAAAGGUUUGCCAUGGUCAUGUCACGUUGUUGCUCCUUCUCUGUACUAGACAAUGCACUGCGGUUGCAGCUCAAACGUGGUUCGAGGUCGAUAUUACUGUGGGUUUACAUCACAUGACUUCAGUGUGUGUUGCGGGAAAGUGGGUGUCUUCUGGAUGUAUCAGAAGCACAGUGUUUUAUUUUGACUCGAGGACAUUGCUCAACUCGUUUCCCCCCCAUCUUGAAUGUAAGAUUGUCUCUUCUUCAUUGUCCAGGAGGCGGUUUAAGUCUUGCGGUCCAACGUUAGUGUCACUUGUGUUCUUAUGUCAUGGUUACCUCCUCCCGAAUCACUUUUUGUAUUUAUUUGAUGUGGAAGCUGCAACAUGCAGGAAAGCACCUGAGUGUGUGUGUGUGUGUGUCAGUGUGCGUGUGUGUGUGUGUCGGGAGGUUUGGAGGGAUGGGUUCUGCUGAGCCUCAGCAAAAUUGAGGGGAGAAGAAAGACAGCCAGGCGAUGUGGCGGCAGCACAAGGGGGAAAGCAGAGCGGCCCAUCAGAAAGAAACCCACCCUCGAAACAAUCUGCACCAGAAUUCCUUCUGUCAGCAAAGCCUCUGGAGAGAGAGUCCCUUUAGACCGAAAAACCUACUAAUGCACUUCAGAGCACACAACAACAGCACAGGCGUUAUCUCCCCCCCCCCACCUCUGCUUUAUUGCUUUACGAACAAAUGACUUGAAACGCGCCGGUCAACGCUACGCUUGUUUGUGUUCCGUGCUCUUUCUUUUGUGUCUUGAGCUUUUUCUACAUGAUGCUUAAACAAAAAAAAAAAACUUUAAAUAGAACACCACUGUUCUUUAAAGUAUUUCUACCUCAUGGCUACAAAAAAAAAAAACAACUUGUGGUGUUUGAUUUCUUUUUAUCUUUUUCUUUUUUCAAAUGUCCAACAUCCAUGGCGAGGGCAACAGCAUGGAGGAGUCGUUGUAAAAUAUGAGGCGAGGGAAUAACACCGUGUAGUUUUUCUCGGUCUACCUCAGAUGACUGUACUGAGACCUGACGGACGCCGCACUGACCAGUGUGUCCAUCUCAGUGUGUUGGGACAAGCCGAACAACCUUCACACCUGCUACUCAUGACACUGACAUGGGGGGGAAAGUCACAAGCGAUUUGUGAGGGAAAUGUGGGUCAUUCUGACCGGAAAUGUAUAAUCCAAAACAUUUGCUUUAAUCUUUUGUGAACUACUGUGGUCGUGUGAAUGUGUAUAUAUGUGGGCACACUCUCCUCCUCCUCCUUUUUUUAUUUAGUGUGUUAAAUUUUAUAAAUUGUUAGUAUAUAUAACACACUUGCACAACUUUAAUCUCGAGUGUAAUGUGUUUCUGUUGUACAUAGCUAUACAUACAAUACAAAUGCACCACUUGUUUAUAUGUGUGAAUAUGUUGCCAUACUUGCAGUCAAUGUAUUUUCAUGUAAUCUGAGGUACGAGCCGCAACAUAUGAUUCAUUAAAGACAUUUUCUUGGGACUCGUGGAUGUUUUAUUGUGGUGUGAACGGUGGAGAGG
Messenger RNA from Synchiropus splendidus (mandarinfish), 5949 nucleotides. Its product is annotated as fidgetin-like. NCBI's taxonomy places the organism in Eukaryota, Metazoa, Chordata, Actinopteri, Syngnathiformes, Callionymidae. The transcript has 3 exons. The record is from RefSeq and is a predicted model, not a curated record. Gene Ontology annotation, molecular function: ATP binding; ATP hydrolysis activity; microtubule severing ATPase activity. Bases 341 to 2656 code for a protein of 771 amino acids.